CUUCCACGUUCAGGCUUCAAAUUCCCGCGGCGUGACGUUGUGCUCCAAGAUAUCCUCGUCUACACCAAGAAUUCGAUAAAGCUGAUGGAGCUUUGAUCAACGCAGCUGGAAACAAGCACUGACCGAACCACGGGCCGUACCCACAGAAGUCCCAGUCGGAAGGCUUGAUCGAUACCCGUGCGCUUGUUCUGUAGAUCAUCGAUUGAUCCAUCCUUUGAUCUUGGCCUUUUCGGAUUCGAAAAUUCUCAGGUUGACUCUCCGAGUCUCGAUGCAGAAUAGCGCCAUCACUGCACAAGCCGAAAAGCCGUGCCACAACUGUCGUCGACGCCGGCUCAAAUGUGAUCGCCGCUUUCCCGCUUGUACAAAGUGUAUCCGGACGGGGCAAGCAUGUUUGGGAUAUGGGAAGCUAUUCCUCUGGAAUCAAGGCGUUGCGAGUCGGGGGAAGAUGAUGGGGAAAACGUUUCCUACUCAGCCCGUGGGCCAGAAUAUUGUUGCUGAUCUAAAACUUGUGAACCAUGUCGCAACGACACACCUUCACGCAUCUCUAGUGGAUCCUGUCUUUGGAGACAUGGGGUAUACAUCUCGACAGUAUCUCUCCCACUUCGCCAACACUCUCAGCUCAGAUAUGGUGAUAUCCUCGACCACCACAGGAAACCCAUUCUACACCUUGAUCCCAGUGGCGCGGGACCACCCGAUCCUCCUGCAUGCCAUGGUAGCGGCUGCGGCGAUCCACGUAUCAUGUCUGCAACAGCGCAGCAACGGCACGUUCGACCUCGACUCGUUUCAUCCACCACCGCGACAACGACAGCCACAAUGGCGCCCGGGACAGAGUAUCAGCAUGUCCAACCCGUUAGGUCAAAGCGUAGUAGACGCUCUAUGUGCGAAACAUAAGGCCAUCGUUCUCCUCCGGCACGCUCUGGGAAGCAUCCGCACCAACGCUACCAAUAAUGUAAGCGAGGCCGAUGUCGACAUGGACCUUAUCAUAACGGUAAUCCACCUCUUCAUCACCUUUGACCUCAUUGAUGUCGGCGAGUGCCAAUGGAGAGCGCAUGUACAGGGCGCGAUUCGGUUGAUUGGCUGUUUGCAGUCCCUCCAGGGGAGUCGAACCCCAUCUCCGUUGGCAGCGAUUCGUGAUUCGAUCAUGUCGGAUUGUUUGACGUACUACAUCCUCAACUCGACCCUCCUCACCAGACCAACCCUUGAAAACCCAUUCCUUCUCCCCGCCCAAAACUGCACCUCCGGCUCCAUCAUCGCCGCCGUCACCCGCGCCGAAACAAACAGUUACCUCUCCCUCCCAACGCCGCUCCUGCAGAUCCUCUUCCAGGCCUGCGAGCUGUCGAAUACCGUCACCACCCUCCUCCAGAAGCAAGGACCGCUCGUAUCCGAAGCGGACUAUCUAUCCAUUCUCGCAACUGCACAAUCCCUCAUCGAGCAAGUGAGCUCAUUCGACGUGAUUUCCUGGGCAGCGGGCCUCGAGUGUUCGUCCGCAGAACGACGCCAAAGUCGCAUCCACACGGCGCUUGCGCACCAGGCUGCGUUGCAGAUUUACAUUCUCCGCUCUGUCGAUGGCCACGGACUCCCUCCUCCCGUGUCAUCAUUCUCCUCGACCGCUAACAAUACCGACCCCACUGACCUUCCACCAAACCCCCGCAGGGAAAACACCUUCAACGGAGACCCUUCCCCUUCCUCCCUCGUGCACACAGUAGUAUCCCACCUCUCACACGUCGGGGUCUCCGACCCGCUGUUCAAAGCAACCUGCUGGCCAACCUUCAUCGCGGGCGCCGAGACGGAUGACCCAGUUUACCGCGAGUGGGCGGUUGAGAGGCUCAGGCAGUUCUGGGCGUUGAUUCCCUGGGGGUAUAUUCGCACUGCGGUGGGGGUUAUGAGGAUGUCGUGGGCUGUGAGGGAUACUGGUGCGGAUGGGGAUGCGCAUGUGGAUGCGGGAGGGAAAGGGAGAGGGUGGAUUCAGGGCCUGAAGGCGCUUGAGAGGGAUUGGCUUAUGGCUUGAUCUCGGUUUUAUGAUUGGGACAUAGUGGCUAGUGGCCAGCUACGAAUCACGAACGAGAAAUGUGGUGGUCGAGAUCAUUUUGAAUAUAUAUAUAUGUACCUUGAGAUCGAGUUAUGUACAGAUGAUAACCAGCAUCAUGCACCAUGUACAACCACAACCACAUCACCUCAAUCCUCCCCCUCAAUGCUCUCACAUCAUUACAAACCCUCAUUACAUCAUGGUCGUCUAGAUGCCAGUAACAGACUCAAUAAAAUCCCGGAAAUACGCCGGGCUCGAGUAAACACCAGGAUACCCCGGACGCGCACAGCCAUUGCCCCACGAGGUAAUCCCCACAAGGACACCGUCGGCAACAAGCGGACCACCGCUGUCCCCCUGGCACGCAUCCUUGCCGCUCUCCCCAGCACAGACCAUGCUGUCCGUGAUCUCGUUGAACCCCUGAUAGUCGCUCGCGCACUGCGACUUGCUGACGAUGGGGACCUCGACGUACUGCAGGGUCUCGGAGACGCUGCCGCCCUCCUGCAGGGCUCCCCAGCCCGUCGCGAUGGCGGUUGUUCUGGCUGUUGGGAGGGCAGAUGAGGUGGGGAGGUCGACGGCUUGGAUCCCCGGGCCAAAGGUUAGGUCCUCGGCGAGCGUAAGGAUGGAGAUAUCGUUAUUCGUCGUCGCGGCGUCGUAGUCGGGAUGCUGCGCGAUCGAGGAGACGCGGACGACGGUGCCGCCGCCGGAGGAAGAAGAGGACCCCGCGCGGAUGCUGAGGCUGCUGGCGGAGGAGCCGUCGGUGCAGUGGCCGGCUGUGACGACGUACUGGUUGCUGAUGAUGCUGCCGCCGCAGAUGAGGCGGCCGUUGGAGAGCAGCUGGAUUUGAUAGGGGUAUUCCUCGAUGGAGGCUUCGUCGCCGCCGACAAUGGCUUCUUCGGCGAAGGCGCGGAGGGCCGAGAGGAGGGAGAUGAAGGCGAUGGAGUACUUCAUCGUGGCGGUGGCUUUACUGAGUUGGUGGGAAGAGAUGGGAGAGAGGGGAGAUGGGAGGGUGUGGCAGGCGCUGUGCUGUGGUCGGAUGAGAAGAGGAUAAAGAGGAGAAUCUUUGUCUUUAUAUCCUUUGAGAGAGCAUCGCCAUCGCGACUCCACGGGGCGCAAUGGAGCAAUGGAGCAAUGGAGCUGCGACUCAAGUCUCAGGGCGUUACAGCUG
Messenger RNA from Aspergillus calidoustus, 3191 nucleotides. Lineage: Eukaryota; Fungi; Ascomycota; Eurotiomycetes; Eurotiales; Aspergillaceae. The record is from the annotation of a GenBank genome assembly.